Messenger RNA from Ambispora gerdemannii, 297 nucleotides. Lineage: Eukaryota; Fungi; Glomeromycota; Glomeromycetes; Archaeosporales; Ambisporaceae. The record is from the annotation of a GenBank genome assembly.
AUGUCCAAUUAUUGGGACAGAACAUUAUCUAACGAACAAGAAGUUUUACCAAAUCCUGAAGAACUACCAAUUCUGCUGAAUCUUUUAACAAGGACCGCUCGGAGAAUCUGUGUAAGGUUUUGCUUUUGUAAAUCAAAGUACAACGAACCUUUCGAUCGUAUUAACAAUUCACAUCCAGAAAUCGAAAUUUCUUGUGUAAAUAUUUUGACGGAAACAGAGUUUUUUGAUGUGAAAUUUGAGGGUAGCAAUAUCGAUGAAUUUGUUGAUGUCGAAUUUGACAGCAAACAUUCAGUAUGG